Messenger RNA from Triticum dicoccoides, 4445 nucleotides. RefSeq names its product pseudo histidine-containing phosphotransfer protein 5-like. Gene Ontology annotation, cellular component: cytoplasm; nucleus. Gene Ontology annotation, biological process: phosphorelay signal transduction system; phosphorylation; cytokinin-activated signaling pathway. Gene Ontology annotation, molecular function: protein histidine kinase binding; histidine phosphotransfer kinase activity. The coding region runs from base 3680 to 4135 and encodes 151 amino acids. Lineage: Eukaryota; Viridiplantae; Streptophyta; Magnoliopsida; Poales; Poaceae. The record is from RefSeq and is a predicted model, not a curated record. The transcript has 6 exons.
CCCAAAUCGUCCGCCGCGGCCCGCAGGCGCUGGUGGCCGCAUCUCCCCCGUCCGGCGCCUCCCGGCGGGUAACUCGCUCACUCCACCACCUGCAAGAAUCAUUUCUCAUGCCCUAUUAGCAAGCAUAGACGCCGCACUCGCUCUCCCGCCGCCUUUUCCCGAGCAUCGUGUUUACCCUUCUGCCCCCCUUUUGCCAAUUCCGGAUGCGGAACCUGCGGCUGCGCUCCGGACGGCGUCGAGCGGGUCGGCGCUCCCAUCCGGUCGUGGAUGGAUGCCGGCAGCGACCGUGGAGGUUGCUGUCGAGGAAUCAGGGUGUCGUGUCGAUCUCUAGGCUCCCCUUGGCGUAGUGCGGAGCUUUCCGUCGCUUGCCUAGUUGGCCCCCUUCAUGGAUGUCGCCAUGAAGGAAUAGGUUCUUACGUGACAUUGAAUCAAUCAAGGCAAGAGGCGAGAUGGCUUAAAACCGCGUGAUCUUUAUUUUCUACUACUGGAAUGAAAAUGAUAGCGCACACUUACAUGGUAUUUCAUUUAACUUCGAGUGUUGGGUUCUAUCUUUCACACAAUAUAUAUGUAUGCAGAGGAAGUCGAUUGCUUGUGGUUCUGGUGUUUAAUGUCAUGUAUUUCCUGAGUCUCAUUGCUGCCAGGUGUUAGAGCUCUGGUUGUGCAUCAACUGAACUAGGGAAAUAUUUAAUUAGUUUAGUGAUCUCAUGGUUGGAUUGGUGAUCUCAGACCACAGUCUGGCCUCAAAACUUAUUUUAGAUGUGUUAGAACCAACGGUGGAUGUGCAUUGUUAGGUUACUUUUAAGUUACUAUCAACGCAGAAAAUAAAUAAACAGAAAUAUACAGGUUCUUCAGUUUCUGUGUGGAUUUUGAGUGUGAGGGAAUAAUGAGGCAAAUCUACGUACACGUAGGCAAGAAGCCGAGAACAGAUACCAACUAAGCUGUCAAAAGUAAUGAAUCAUACAUGCAAAACAAAACCAAGAAAGCAUCUCCUUUUGGAGGACCAAUGGACCAUAGAUAUGAUAAAGACAUAAACAUGCUUUUGGAGGUACUGCCACAAAUCUAGUUCAUGCUGAGCUACACGUAUGCUAGAUUUAGACUAUGGAAUUUGCAUACAUCGAUGCUAUAAAGGGAUUUCUGAUGGCUUGGUUGCAUAAGCCAUAGAGCAUGGAUAACCUCGAUACGUGGAAGCAGAUAUAUGUGAUGUGCAGAAAUAUCUGAAUUUUACCCUGGUGCUUCAUGUUUGCUCAUUCUACUGCAAAAGGACAUCAGAGUGAAAACUCAAAUUCUGUAGGAAACGAUAAGAGUAUGAGAAGUUUCUUUCCUUCGAAAUGCUUAAAACUGCAUAUUGCUUUGUGUAGAGACCUCUACUGCACCUGCCUGUCUAUAUGCUGGAUAAAACAUCGGAGUGGCAUGUUUUGUCUGUUUGACUCUAAGCUAUCAGUACACCAACAUGAUGUAUAUGGUAACCCAACAUAAAAAACAAAGAGUGAUAGAACCAUCAGUUAUAAUUUUUUCUUAUAGGUAAGGGCAUGCAUAACAUGGAGGAUAGGUAGGGCACUAGCCACCUAAAUUUAUGCUUUCUCAGAAGACCUGAUGUGUAUGUCUUUGGGCCAUAUUUAGUUGUAAAUGUAUUGUUAAAACUAACUUUUUAAUGACCUUUGCCAUAGUAUCAUGUGAGAGCACAAUCCUCGAUGUGGUUUUACAGAAAGAGGGCGGUGCCUAUUGAGGUAUUUGAUAGCAGAACUGCGAUAUAGUUUGGUUGCUUGUUAGAAAUGCCGUGAGCAUGGUGAACAUUGGUCUUGUAGACAGAAAAAUAUUGCCACAAGAAUGUUCACUAGACAAAGGGAAAGGGAUGUCUCUGUAGGGAUGGAUAGUGAGAUUGUGCUUUGGUAUCUUCCUGGACCCACCUUGGCAGUCAGAAUGAGGGAUUUGCAAAAAAGGAUAGAUAAGGAAUUUAUCCCUCUGUAUAUGCAACCAUCAUUCAGGGACAGUACUGACUGUGUAGCUUGCAGGUAGAAAAUAUUUGUGUCCAUUUACUCUCAUGGGAAUGAUCAAUCCAGAACGUGCUUUUUCCUGAGUUGUUCCCUGUAUAGGCUUUUUGGUUAUUUCAAUUUCUUUUAUCCAUGCCAGAUACUAUUAUCAAGUUGUGAUGCUGACUGGGGCUGAAGAGCAAUCAUAGGAUCAAUCAUUGAAUGAAUCUAUUUUACUCCUUUUGCGGAACAAAUGUUUGUUUUGCCACGUGGUCCAGUGUGCUGAGAUCCUUUUUCUAUCACAAUUGGAAGGAACUAUUGCAAUUUGUUUCUUUGUCCAACUUUUCUUUCGCUGAGGCUCAAAGUAAGCAUUUCGUGGAUCUGUUCUAAUUCUCCAUCGUUCUCUCAGAUUUUAUCACAAGAACAUGUUUGAACUUUGAGGGGCAUGAAAAGAUAUCUUGUUCUAUCUUCCUUCCUUUGUCCGAUAACAGUGCGACCUAUGACAAUUUGUCGCAUACAGAUUUUUUCCUGAAAUCUCAGGACAACUUUACACAUAAAGGUCACAGUAUCCUACUGUUAUUACCACAAAUCAGUUAACCAUUAGCUGAACAAGAUACCGAUGUAAGUUAAUCAUAUUUUCUUUUUUUUAGGUGAAUGAAUCGUUUUUUUGAGUUAGGUUGCUUGCCCCACAGGUAUUAGUUGAACACCAGUUCGAUGUUAAUAAACACAGAAUGAGAACACUGCUUGGUUUACCCUUGAUUUCUUCUUCGACUGUGCUUUUUAUAUAUGAGUUGGUACCUAUAGGGAAAGUUGCCAUCUACAGGCUUAUCUCAGGUUGUGUGGUAGGCUACUAUAGGUGUUAGCAAAUGAAAGCUUAAAGUGUUGUUUAUGUUGUAACUCCUGUGGUUUAACAAAUUAUAGGAACAGUAGCUUAACUGAAUUGUAAUCUCAGGCCUGAUUAAUUUCCUUUUGAACUAGUUCUUUUUUCAUCUGAUAAUGGAACAAAACAUAUUGCACUUGGGACUUCUCCACUUGUUGAAAUGUGUGUAUGUAUUCUCUGACUUCUGGGCAAUCAAUCAUGAGAAAUUUUUGCAUUUGAGGCUGUAAAUUCGUUUGAAGUUCACCCUAAUCAAACUGUAUUUACUGCAUGUAGAGGGGCACUAAAACAAUAUACGAUAUCUCGCUUUAGGUGUGGCCAUGCCAUGUUACUCUACAAACAAACGGUGCUUCCAGCUAACAUUCUGUUUGGGUGGUGUUUGCUGGUAGAUAGCCCAUGUUCCUUGAAAUUGGAUAUUGCUCUCCAUUGCUUUGAACUGUCGUAGUGAUUAACCAAUCUGGAGUGGUUCAAACCUCCAAUGGUUUCCUCACACUUGUUUUACUUGAACCACUGUAUAUCUUAGAAGAGCUAGAGCAUACGGGAAUCCGCAUAUAUUCAAGUCGCUCUCCAAAAUGUGGAUAGCUUUUGUACACCGUGGCAAUCAAAUCACCUAUGCAUGCAAGAUGCUAACCUUUGCUAUCCAGAGGUUAGAAUAUCUGCACUUCACUUAUGUUUGGUGGGCAAAUAGUAACAGCCUCCACGGCUAUAUAUAUGCAUCCAAGGUUCAACUUUUCUAUAUCCGUCGCUCCUACAAGUUAUAUGUGCAUUGUGAAGCUUGCUCUAACCUGUACGAACUUCACUUUGCCACUUAUUCACUCGUUCAUUCAUAUAAAUGGAUUAUUCUAAUUUGAGGCGACAAGCUGCUUCUUUGAAGAAGGGCCUCUUUGAUCAGGGUCACCUUGAUGAGCAGUUUCGUCAGGUGGAAGACUUGCAGGAUGAAGCUAGUCCUAAUUUUGUGGAAGAAGUUGUGGUGGUGUUCUUCAAAGAUUCUGGCAGGCUAAUAUCAAACCUUGAGCAAGCUCUGGAGAAGUACCCCAGAGAUUUCAGCAGGUGGGAUGCAUACAUGCAGCAACUGAAAGGCAGCUGUUCCAGCAUCGGUGCUUCUAGGAUGAAGAAUGAAUGCAUGUCAUUCAGGGAUAACUGUGGGCAACGAAAUGUUGAAGGUUGCAUGGGGUCUCUCCAGAAACUGAAGAGGGAGCAUGCCAUCCUGAGGCAGAAACUAGAAUCCUAUUUCCAGCUGCUGCGACAAGCUGGUCCUGCUGGAGCGGCCACUAGACCUGCCAUGUAAAUACUGGAGAGCUUUUGGCGUUGGCAAGGCGCACUAAUUAUGGAGCAAGUACUCCGGAAAUACUAAUCCCAGCCUCUGCAUCAUAUCUUGCUGGGAGUAGGCGCAACUCUGCCGCCGGUACAGCAAAUCAAUAAUACUGGAUAUGAUAUUCCUACUUAGAUAUGACGAUACUCGUUUAUAAAAGGAAAUAAGGAGAGAUGAGAGGCAUGCAAGUAAAUACGAGAGUGAAAGAUGGAAUCGGAUUUGCUUGUUUCUAAUAAAGAUGCUGUUUAUCGAGCUAUUUGCUCUCAGCAAACUUUCUUCCUGGUUA